GGACUUCCGGUUGCCUUCAAUGUCAUUUGACAACAAUGCACGAAGUAGUUCGACAAGUUAUUAAACAAACGACUAACACACUUCAGCAAGUUCAUUAUGAGGCAUUUUGAAUACUUUCUACUGCUGAAACCUUCUGUACAGUAACAAGAUGAGACUGUUCUGCACGGUCAGCGCAGUCCACUCAGCAUCUUCAAGGCGGGCAUCUUCAGCUCCUGUAGGGAUGUUUGUCCCUGCCUGCAGCUCCAUAGACUCACAUUCCCUGCAGCUGCUCCAGGACUUUGUCUCCCGCACCUCACGCCUGUUUGCCAUCAGCGGCGCCGGUCUCUCCACGGAGUCUGGCAUCCCAGAUUACCGCUCGGAAGGCGUGGGCCUGUACGCCCGCAGUGACCGGCGGCCGAUGCAACAUGCGGAGUUCAUCCGCAGUGCUUCGUCCCGUCAGCGCUACUGGGCGAGGAACUUCCUGGGGUGGCCGCAGUUCUCUUCCCAUCAGCCCAACAGGGCGCACAAGGCUCUGCGGCACUGGGAGGAGCAGGGGAAACUGCACUGGUUGGUCACCCAGAAUGUGGACGCUCUUCAUUCAAAGGCAGGCCAGGAAAGGCUCACUGAACUUCACGGAUGUGCCCACAGAGUGGUGUGUUUGGGCUGUGGCGACAUCUCGGCCAGAGAGGAGCUCCAGAGACGAUUUGUAACGCUGAACCCGGACUGGAGGGCUCAAGCCGGGGCAGCUGCUCCAGACGGGGACGUCUUCCUGGAGGACGAGCAGGCGCUACAAUUCAGAGUUCCCCCCUGCGAAGUCUGUGGAGGGAUACUGAAGCCUGAGGUGACCUUCUUUGGUGACGCAGUGAACAAAGCCACGGUGCAGUUUGUACAUGACAAAUUAGCCGAGUCGGAUGCGGUGCUCGUCAUCGGGUCGUCACUACAAGUCUACUCGGGAUACAGAUUUUUACUCGCAGCCAGCGAUAAGAAAAUGCCGGUCGCCAUCGUGAACAUCGGGCCCACCAGAGCAGACCACUUGGCCGAGAUGAAAGUGAGAGGACGCUGUGGGGAAGUGCUGUCGAUCAUUCGACCUCUCUGAUGGUAAUGGACAUGAAACAUGGACACACUGUCUUCAAGCGCUAAACUACCUCAUCUACAACACCAGCAUGCAGCAUUAGCUACACCGACAUCCUAUAAUAGGGGGGUCCAAACCUUUUCAAGGGUGAACCACACACUAGAGGUGGGUAGAAAAGUAGUACAAACUAAAUAAAAAAAAUUGUACUCCCAUCCAAACAUCCAUUUUCUACUGCUUAUCCCUUCCGGUACUCAUGAAAGACUAUAACUACUGUAGGGCAGUGGUUCUUAACCUUGUUGGAGUUACGGAACCCCACCACUUUCAUAUGCGGAUUCACCGAACCCUUCUUUAGUGAAAAAUAAAAUGUUUUUUUGUUUUUUUUCAAAUUCAAGACAAAGUUGUAUGUUUUUGGUAACACUUUAGUAUGGGGAACAUAUUCUAAGUAACAAAGACUUAAUUUAGAGUUAUUUGGACACUAGGGGAAACAUAUUCUAAGUAAUAAAGACUAAAUUUAGAGUUAUUUGGUUAGGGUCAGGGUUAGAGGGUUAGGGUUAUAAUAAGCCCAUGCCGAAUAAGGCAUUAAUUAGUACUUAAUAAUGACUAGUUAAGAGCCAAUAUGUUACUAAUUUGCAUGUUGAUAAGCAACUAAUUAAUGGUGAAUAUGUUCCCCAUACUAAAGUGUUACCAUGUUUUUUUUACUGGUGCACAAAAUGAACCGAGCAUGAACAUCACCUUGUCCAAACAACAACACUAAGACAGUGCAUAAACUCACUACAAAUUACACACCUGCAAAUAAAUCAGCUGUUGCUUUAUCCGUAAUAUGCCAACAGGGAGAAGUUUGUAUUUACGCAAUGAGUCGGGUGUGUUUUGAUCUCCGCUGAACCCCUGAGGUCGACUCAACGAACCCCUAAGGUUCGAUCGAACCCUGGUUAAGAACCACUGCUAUAGGGGAUAGGUGUUGGACUCCAGGACCGCGCCGCCUCAUUAAUGUGGUCAUUUAAAGUGCUCUGCUACAUUAUUGUAUGUGGUCCACCACAUUAUUUAGAAACAUGGCUAGUACGCAUAGUAUGCCUGUAUAAAGAUCAUAUGUCAAGUUUUGAGUUAUUACUGUUGUGUAACAGUGGUUAUACAAAAGCAAAUUAUUAUUAGUUGUUUCUUCUUGAGUUUGACAAGAAACCCCUACCGAUGUUACGCAGAAAUAUUGCGGGUGUACCUAAUGUUGUGGCCACAGCAUUGUUAAUACAUUGAUCACUAUUAUCUUCUACUGUAUUGUGAUUCUAAAGUACUGUAUGUUGCAAUAUCUCUUUAUUGCAUGUGCAACCCAAAUUGUUAAAUGACUUAAAAGUAUUAAUUAUGCAAACUACAUAUGUGUGCUUUUCUUGCUCUUACACACCAGUGCUCCAAAAUAAUGGAAACUAUUUUCUGACAAGGUCCACAAAAUAUAGUGUAAAUGUUGCUAAUCAGAGCAUGCAGCAUGGAAUUGAACUCCUCCAAAUCAAGUCCACUAUUUGGUGCUAUUUGCAAUUAGUGCGUUAGUUGUCAGGUAGCAAUUAGUGUGCGAGUUAUCAGUUAAUGAUUCGCACACUCAUUUUUGUUUAACAACUAGCACACCAGUUUUCAGCUAGUAUUCAGUGCCCUAGUUAGGUAUUAAUGAAACUAUACUGUAUAACCUUAAUAUCUUAAUAUUGCAUGUUAACAAGGUACCGUUAGGACCAGUUUAAUUUAAAACAAUUUUAUACAAGUAUGGAGUCCCAGCUUCAUGAUCUUGAGGGUCCCUUGGCCUGGAAAACAGUGAAGACCCCUGCUCUUUAUUAUAAACAAAUACAUCUUUUGCAUUGGUUGCCUCUUUCCUAUGGGAUAUCCCAUUAAAAUAUGUCCAUUCACAAAAAAGGAGUUUGGUUAAAUGAAUGAUAAAUAUAUUUUAUUUUUUUUAUCUUGUGAUCAGUGGUUGCUUAGCAACCCUUUUUCAACCUUCUCGAAAGCUUAAGUGUUGCAUUAAUAAACAAAGAAAAAAGGAGCUUCUUGGACAUUUUAUUGGGAGUCAUGAAUUCAAGGUAAUGAUGAGUCACAAACAGACUGAAGGUAAAGUGACUACAGACUGACAAACAGUGAGGUGUUUGAGGACAUUUUGUUGCUGGAAUCUCUCUUGAACGCCAAGCUUCCAGUCCUCCAGAUUGGACUGUAUCUCAUUCUGCACGACGGUGGGGAUGCUAAACGAAUACAAGCGACAUUUGUGGCUGGUGGCAUCUACUCGCCAUGUCGCGUGCACUGAGGUCACCAUCAGGGGGGUCAUAGAGAGGCAGUUCUCAAAGCUCUUUGUCUGAUCGAACCAGUAGGUGACGGGGUAGCCCAGUAAGAGUCCAAAGACCGUGCUCAAGUUCCACUCAUCUGAUCUUUCUGCCACAUAUGGAACAUUAUUUGCUGUGUCUAACCUUCUGAGGAGAUCAAGCAGAUCUUGUGCGAUGCUCUUCAGCCCUCCUCUGACUGGAUCCACAACAGUGGGUUUCCUCUGCGAAAGGCAGACGUCAAUCACCACGGGUCCGCCAUUUUGAAGCACCUGGGCCAGAUUGUAGGAUACUAUGCGUGGAUUAACAAUGAUGCUGUUACCAUUCAAGUCCAAUAUGACCAGCGAUUUGGACACGAGCUGAGACGACUGACACAGGCGCAAAUACUGAUGCACUUGCUCUGCACUGGCGCCGUUGGCGUCGUAGAGCAGCGCCGGUUUCACUGCCUGAUCAACAGCUGAGAGCUGAGCAGCCAAGUCAAGACUCUGAGAAAGUGACAAACAUUUCCUUUUGGUGGACAAACAUUUUUGAGCUGCAGCUACAAAGAUCUCCUGAGUCUGCAUAGCUUGAUUAAAUUGAUUCUUCAGGGCAUAUACAUACUUAACAGUAAAAAAGAACUUGAUUUAUUGCAAAAACAAGAAUGAAAGAUGAUACAUUUCAAACUAGGAUUAACCACAAACAAGUCUUCAAAUAUCGUGCAUCUUCGCCUCUCUGGUCUAAGACACCUACGGAGACAAAACACUUCAAUAAAAGGUGUCAAUCAUUUCAUCAUCAUACAGGGGGUCCUCGUGUUACGUUCUAAAGUUUAAUGGUUGCUUACACUCCUGUAAAAAAUUAAAAAAUCGUACCAAAAAAAAGAGCUAGUUGCGCACGUGAUUGAGGAAGGACGUCACUUGUUCUGAUGGCAGUGUGUCAGAAAAGUUAGGUGAAAUUGGGAAAAUGCCAACAAACAUUGUCUGUAUUCUUGGUCUACGCUGUUCUAAAACCGUGACCAUAAUGACAGAUAAACAUGGUAAUCCUAUGAAGUGGACAACUAAGCAGAAACGCCAAUUUCAGUGUGCAAAACAACCACAGGACUAAAAGUAUAUUGGCUUUUCUUUCAUUUUAUUUUGUAUUUAAUAUUAUAAUUAUUAUAUUUCAUGGAUCCUUCACAUACUAUGUGCCUGAUUUUAUUUAAUUUUGUAUUUAUUUCUUGUAAUUAUUAUAUUUCCUGGAUCCUUCACAUACUCUGUGUUUAACUGUUUUAGUUAUAAUGCUGUGUUCAAUUUGAAUUGUUUUACUCUGAAAGUCCUCACCAGCCCCAAGUUGUUUUUCAAAGAUGGCUGCUAUAAGUGUAAACAAUAAUAAAUUCCCCAUGAUAUCCAUUAGAACCAUUUCUGACGAUGCAACGUUUGUUGCAUACGUUGUAUUGUUGGAUCUAUCUGUAUGUAAAUGCUGUUUUUUCUUGUUGUACGCGCGUACUACAUCGCUGACAGUGUCUUUGUGUUUCUUCUUGAUCCACCUUGUUUGAGGGUUGCAGAAGGACAUUAUAUUUGUCCAGAAGAUUUUUAUACUCAGACAAGGCACAUGCAAGAAUAGGCCUUUUUGGUUGUGGCCAUCUUGAUUUCCGAACUUCGUAAUUUCAGCGCUCAGUACUCGGCUGGGACACCAUACCCAGCUCCAUAUUCCAACGAGAGAUGUGACAAUCGCAAACAAUGACAGCCAAUUCGCAGUUGUAAUUUGAUUGUUUGAGAACUGUUCUUUGUGCAAAUUUCCCACGCUGCUCUCUCAGAAUCAGAAUGAGAAACAGAUUCAAAAGCUUUAUUGGCUUCAAAUUCAUUGAAGGAGUAAUGACAUCAUUGAGUUGUCUCAGAAGGGUCUAUUCAUGGGUAUCUAUCAUGCACCGGCCGUUAACUUAGGGGAGUUUAAUAAGCACCUGAAAUUACUGCAGCCUUUCAGCCACUGUAUUUGGAAUAAGAAAAAUAUAUUAGCAACAGGAAAAGAGGAAAAAAAGGAAAAAUAAUUUUUUGCAUUUAGAUCAUACAAUCCGCUGGGGGUGCUGACAAGCAAGGUAAAGUGACUUUACACAGAGAUUUCACUGUCAAAGAAUAGGGAAAUGGAACCAUCUCGUCUAUAUAGCGUCUAUAUUGGUGUAAUCAUAAUGUAUAUAUUUUGAUUUAAACUUAUUACUGUCACGGGUGAUUAUUUAGUAGAUAAAAAAAAAUUAGUUUUUAUAUAUAUAUGUACGCACGCACGCACGCACACACACACACAAGGAUUGUACCGGUACCAAAAUGUAUUUUGAUACUUUUCAAUAGUUUUCUAAAUAAAGGGGACCACAAAAAAUGACAUUAUUGGCUUAAUUUGAACAACAGUCUUAGAGUACAAUAAAUAUGUUUCUUUUUGCAAUCGAGAACAAUUGUAUCCUUAAAUAAAAUAUUGAACAUAUGAGAAAA
Nerophis ophidion (straightnose pipefish) is the source of this 5771-nucleotide messenger RNA. RefSeq names its product sirtuin 4 (gene sirt4). The record is from RefSeq and is a predicted model, not a curated record. NCBI's taxonomy places the organism in Eukaryota, Metazoa, Chordata, Actinopteri, Syngnathiformes, Syngnathidae. Gene Ontology annotation, molecular function: NAD-dependent protein lysine deacetylase activity; NAD+ binding. The coding region runs from base 149 to 1075 and encodes 308 amino acids. The transcript is spliced from 4 exons.